Molecule: messenger RNA, 2204 nt
Organism: Argentina anserina (silverweed cinquefoil)
Lineage: Eukaryota; Viridiplantae; Streptophyta; Magnoliopsida; Rosales; Rosaceae
Product: transcription factor MYB33
Exons: 5
Coding region: 350-2026 (558 amino acids)
Source: RefSeq, a predicted model, not a curated record
CUCUCUCUCUCUCUCUCUCUCUCUCUCUCUCUCUCUCUCUCUUCUUCUUCUUCUUAAUUCUUCAUCAAAUUAUUUCCUCUGAGAAAAGCUUUACUCUGUGUGUUUGUCUGUCUGUGGAUCGAUCUCAGCUGCUGCAGCUCUCAGAUGUGUUGCUCUCUCCACGUUCGCAUCGUAACCCUUCUCUUCCUCAAGUUCAGGGGUUCCAUUAGUACGAUUCUCUCAGCUCUCAGAUCAAUUUCUUAACCGCGCGAUUAUUCUCUCCAUUCCAUUAAUUGCCACCCAAAGGAACGAUUCAGGUUUUCGAGCUACUCUUUUCAUGGUCUUUGGCUGUUUUGAUAGAAAUUAGGAGAUGAGUCGAACAACAACUGACAGUGAAGAUGGAAUGCUCUCUAAGGAUCAGAUUGAGUCUCCGUGGAUGGAUGAGAGUAACGGAGGAAUUGGACAUGGCGGACUUGUUCUAAAGAAAGGGCCAUGGACAUCAAAUGAAGAUGCAAUUUUGGUGGAGUAUGUUAAGAAGCAUGGGGAAGGAAACUGGAACGCUGUUCAGAAGCACUCAGGACUGUCCCGCUGUGGCAAAAGUUGCCGGCUGCGAUGGGCAAAUCACCUAAGGCCGAAUCUCAAGAAAGGGGCAUUUACUCCAGAAGAAGAACGUUUGAUUGUUGAACUCCAUUCAAAGAUGGGAAAUAAAUGGGCGCGAAUGGCGGCACAUUUACCUGGCCGUACGGAUAAUGAGAUAAAGAACUACUGGAAUACCAGAAUAAAGCGACGUCAGCGAGCUGGCUUGCCACUUUAUCCUCCUGAGGUCUGUCAAGCAUUGCAGGAGAGUCAGCAAGGCCACUCCACUGCAUUUAAUGGCACAGACAGAGCACAUCAUGAUUCUCUACAAAGUAACAGUUAUGAGAUACCUGAUGUUGUGUUCGACAGUUUGAAAGGGAACGGUUGUGUCUUACCCUAUGUUGCUGAGCUUCCUGAUAUCUCUGCAAGUAGCAUGCUGCUGAAAGGCCUUGGUUCUACUCCAUAUUGUGGUUUCAUACCACCAACAAUGCAUCGCCAAAAGCGUCCUCGAGAAUCAACGGCUCUAUUCCCCACUUCUGGUAGUGGUUUUAAAGAUGGUUUUGCUCAAUUCGACCACUUUGACAAUGAUGCUUGUAAUAAAGAUCCUCGAUCGUUUGGGUUGUCCUUUCCACUUGAUCCCGAUCCUACCACCAGGGGUCAACUUUCUUUCGGUGUAAUUCAGGGCAGCCAUUCCCUUCCAACUGGCAAUACUCUUGCUUCCAGAACCACUUGUGGGGCUGUGAAGCUUGAGCUCCCUUCACUCCAACAUCCAGAAGCUGAUUUAGGUAGCUGGAGCACUUCUCCUCCUCCACCCUUACUGGAUCCUUUUGAUAAUUUUAUACAGUCUCCUCCACCUCCUUGUGCAUUCGAGUCAGAUUGUGCCUCACCGCGUAACAGUGGACUGCUAGAUGCUGUACUCUAUGAGGCAAAGACUCUCAGUAGUGCAAAGAACCAUUCAACAGACAAGAGUUCAAAUUCAUCUAGCAUUACUCCUGGGGAACUGGCUGAGAGUUCCACUUUGAAUGUUUGCGAGACAGAAUGGGAAGAAUAUCGCGACCCGAUUUCUCCAUUGGGUCACUCUGCUACGUCACUGUUCAGUGAGUGCACUCCUAUCAGUGCCAGUGGAAGUUCAUUGGAGGAAGCGCUACCUGCUGAGACCCUUACUGGAUUGAAUGUUAAACCUGAACCUGCUGACCAUGCUUGGACACCUGAGCAACAAAAAGAAACUUCACCUCCAGUGGAUUAUACUGGUCCUGAUGCAUUACUUGGUUCAGAUUGGCUCGAGCCGAGUACUGGGUUUAAAGACCAAUCAAUCAUGAAUGAUGCUAUUGCAUCACUUCUGGGUGAGGAUUUGGCCACUGACUACAAGCACAUGGCUUCUGGAACUUCUACAUCGAAUCAAGGGUGGGGUUUGGGUUCUUGCCCUUGGAACAACAUGCCUGCUGUCUGUCAAAUGAUGGAUCUUCCUUGAGAAACCGCCCUGUUCAUUGAAUGAAGUUGAAACUUUUGUCCUGUAAUUCAUGUUGUUGAUUUUGUGAACGUUGGGAAGUAAGUCUUGGCUAUGUCCUGGUCUGAGAGAGGCCAGAUGCGAUUGAGACUUGUGGCCCUGUUUUGCAUGAUUUGAUCACUGUUGUUUUUUGUUUGUGGUU